Molecule: messenger RNA, 462 nt
Organism: Drosophila willistoni
Lineage: Eukaryota; Metazoa; Arthropoda; Insecta; Diptera; Drosophilidae
Product: larval cuticle protein 65Ag1
Exons: 2
Coding region: 37-363 (108 amino acids)
Cellular component (GO): chitin-based extracellular matrix
Molecular function (GO): structural constituent of chitin-based larval cuticle
Source: RefSeq, a predicted model, not a curated record
CAAGCAAUAAAAAAAAAAAAACCCAACCAACCAAUCAUGAAGUUCGCCAUUGUUUUUGUUGCUCUUUUCGGUCUGGCUCUGGCUGCUCCUGCCUCAUCUAGCGAUCAGGCUGCUGAGACUGUGCGUCAGGAAGCGGAUGUUCAUGCAGAGGGAUACAAUUUCAACUAUGAGACCAGCAAUGGCAUCUCUGGCCAGGCAACUGGUGAAUUGAAAACUCUUGGACCUGAGGAAUCUGCAGUCGUUUCCAAGGGCUCGUACAGCUAUACCGAUCCUGAGGGACACCAGCACACCAUCACCUAUGUGGCCGAUGAGAAUGGCUUCCAACCUCAGGGCGAAGACAUUCCAGUCGCUCCCGUAGCUUAAAGGGAUUCUGAAGAGCUUGUAAUCAGCUUUGAUCCUACCUAUAUAGGUUUUAAAUAAUUGUUGAGUAUUAAAGUAAAAAAGAACAAACAAAAUGUGCAA